Messenger RNA from Camellia sinensis, 1821 nucleotides. Its product is annotated as malate dehydrogenase, chloroplastic. Gene Ontology annotation, cellular component: mitochondrion; cytoplasm. Gene Ontology annotation, biological process: malate metabolic process; tricarboxylic acid cycle. The record is from RefSeq and is a predicted model, not a curated record. Gene Ontology annotation, molecular function: L-malate dehydrogenase (NAD+) activity. NCBI's taxonomy places the organism in Eukaryota, Viridiplantae, Streptophyta, Magnoliopsida, Ericales, Theaceae.
GUUUCACAGUGAGUUUUCUGAUGUUCGCUUCAGUUUCUAGCCUAUGCCAACCUUACAAUGGAUACUUAAGUCUCAUCUCACUCACUGUCUCUCUUUUUCUCACUCUCUUCUCAUUUCUGCACACACCGAUCGAUCACUCUCUUUCUCACAGCCGAUCUACUUCAUUCACAGGUGAUCUCUGAUUUUUUUCAUCAUCGCACAGCCGAUUUUUUUCAUCGCACAGCCGAUCACUCUCUUUCUCAUCUCAUCGCACCGAUCAUCAUCGCACAGCCGAUCUGCUUCACAGCCGAUCUACUUCGUAGGUGAUCUCUGAUUUUUUUCAUCAUUGCACAGCCGAUCUACUUCACAGAGUGCAAGAUGGCAGCAACAUCCGCAACUACAUUUUCAGUCAGAUCAACCAUGCCCUUAGGCUCCAAAGUGAGCCCAAUUUCACAACCAAAGGCUUUUGGUGUGAGAUUCAACUCCAAGAACUGUGUCAAGAACUUCAGUGGUCUCAAGGCAGCAACUUCCGGAAGCUGUGAAUCAGACUCAUCCUUCUUGGGCAAGGAAAGCAGUGCAGCUCUUAGAGACUCCUGCACACCAAAAGCUCAGAAACAAUACCAGAGAUCUUGGAAGAACCCUCAACCCCAGGCAUCUUACAAAGUGGCAGUUCUUGGAGCAGCUGGGGGGAUCGGUCAGCCACUAGCACUUUUGAUCAAAAUGUCCCCAUUAGUUUCAAAUCUUCGCCUUUACGAUAUAGCAAAUGUCAAGGGAGUUGCUGCUGAUCUCAGUCACUGCAACACCCCGUCUCAAGUUUUGGACUUCACAGGAGCUUCUGAGUUGGCCAAUUGUCUCAAAGGUGUUAAUGUGGUCGUCAUCCCCGCUGGAGUUCCUAGGAAACCGGGUAUGACCCGUGAUGACCUCUUCAACAUCAACGCCAACAUAGUGAAGACCUUGGUUGAGGCUGUUGCUGAUAACUGCCCCGAUGCCUUCAUCCACAUCAUCAGCAAUCCAGUUAACUCUACGGUUCCCAUUGCAGCAGAAGUUUUGAAGCAGAAGGGUGUUUAUGAUCCGAAGAAGCUCUUUGGUGUGACCACUCUAGAUGUUGUGAGGGCAAACACGUUUGUCGCACAGAAGAAGAAUUUGAAGCUUAUUGAUGUUGAUGUCCCAGUUGUGGGUGGACAUGCUGGAAUUACUAUUCUACCCCUUCUGUCAAAGACGAAGCCCUCUGUUAGUUUUACAGAUGAUGAAAUACACGAGCUAACUGUGAGGAUCCAAAAUGCUGGGACAGAAGUUGUGGAAGCAAAGGCCGGUGCAGGGUCUGCUACCCUGUCGAUGGCAUAUGCGGCUGCAAGAUUUGUGGAGUCCUCUCUCCGUGCUCUUGAUGGAGAUAGCGAUGUCUAUGAGUGCUGUUUCAUCGAGUCUGAUUUGACUGAACUUCCAUUCUUUGCAUCAAGGGUCAAGCUAGGAAAGAAAGGGGUUGAGGCAGUGAUUUCUUCGGACUUCCAAGGAUUGACUGAGUAUGAGCAAAAGGCUCUCGAAGCCCUCAAGCCGGAACUAAAGUCCAGCAUUGAGAAGGGUAUCGGGUUUGCACAGAAGCAAACGGUGGCUGCAUAAUAGUUGAAUAGCUGAAACCACCCCAAAGAAAGAAGAAUAAUACUGUAGCAGAGAUCAAAUGCUGUUGAAUCCAUCGUUAACAUGGGUAUAUUUCAGUUUUGUAGACAACUUGCGAAGCUUUUUUGCAUUUACUCUUUUGUUGUGUUGAAGUACUUUUGUUUCGUUGAUGCAUUGUAACACCGAUAAUCUUGAUGAUAUCUGUGGAAGAAAUCUUUUAUUUCCCUC